AUGGAAUCCUCCCUGCCCACCCACGCCAAGGACAACCCCAAUGUCUCCGCCGAAGGAGCACCGUCCAAGAAUGCGUUGAAGAAGGCGCAAAAAGAGGCUGAGAAGGCCGCGAAAAAGGCGGCAGCGAAGAAGGCGGAUGAAGAGAAGAGAGCGGCUCAACAAGCGCAAGCUGCGGAGGACACGGCCAAAGACAAGUACGGCGAACUACCCAAGGACGAGGCGCCAGUGGAGAUUACACAUUUGAAAAAGCUCGGGGAGGAACAUGUCGACAAAGAGGUGACAGUGAUUACGCGGAUUCACAACAGUCGAAGUCAGAGCGCAAAGUUGGCCUUCUUGAUGCUCCGGCAGCAGGGCAAGACGAUCCAGGCCGUGGUGGCAGCCACCAGCGAAGCGGUGUCGAGGCAGAUGGUCAAGUGGUCGGUGUCACUCAACGUGAACUCGUUCGUGAGAGUGACGGGUGUGGUCAAAAAGCCAGACCCUCCGGUUGCAUCGGCCUCGAUCAGCAACCUGGAACUCCAUGUCCAGAAAAUCUACCUUGUCGCCCGGGCCGCCGAGAUGCUUCCGAUGCAGGUCAAGGAUGCAGAACGUCCACCGCCUGCGACCGCCGAGGAGGGGCAAGUCGAUGCCGAGGGAGCUCCUAUCGUGACUUUGAAGACUCGGCUGGACAACCGCGUCAUUGAUUUGCAAACCGAGUGUAACCAGGCCAUCUUCACCAUUUCGAGCGCUGUGGAGGGGCUCUUUGCCGAAUACAUGAGGAAGAACGGUUCACGACAAUUCAACACACCCAAGCUGUUGGGCGCGGCGACCGAGGGCGGAAGUGGUGUCUUUACGGUGAACAACUACUUUGGCAAGAAUGGAUUUUUGGCCCAGAGCCCGCAGCUGCACAAGCAGAUGCUCAUUGCGGGUGACUGCGAAAGUGUGUUUGAGAUCGGCCCUGUGUUCCGUGCUGAGAACAGCAACACUCACCGACAUUUAUGUGAAUUUACUGGACUCGAUUUCGAGAUGGUCUUCGACCACCACUACCAUGAAGUCCUCGAGUUUGCGGAAAAACUGAUCGUGUUCAUUGUUCAAGAGUUGCAGGCGCGAUACAAGGACGAGAUUGCCGUGGUGCAGAAAUACUUCCCCCGGGCUGGUGAUUUCCGGAUCAAGGACGGCAAAGCGCUGCGGCUGAAGUACUUUGACGGUAUCAAGAUACUGCGCGACGCCGGCGUUGACACCACCGAACAGGACAACUAUGUGACAGAUUUGUCAACCGCACAAGAGAAGAAAUUAGGACAGUUGAUUCGUGAGAAGUACGACACGGAUUUCUACGUUCUCGACGAAUUCCCCAUGGUGGUACGGCCCUUCUACACCAAGCAGCAUCCCACCGACCCGAAACUGUCCAACUCGUACGAUUUCUUCAUGCGAGGCGAGGAAAUCAUGUCUGGAGCUCAACGUAUCAACGAUGCCGACGAGCUGGAAGCCGCCAUGAGAAGCAAAGGCCUCGACCCGAAUGCCGAAGGGUUCCAGGACUACGUCAAUGCCUUCCGACAAGGCUGUCGACCGCACGCAGGCGGUGGCUUGGGUCUGAACCGCAUUGUCAUGUUUUUUUUGGGCUUGGACAAUGUCAGACAAGCGACGCCGUUCCCUCGUGAUCCUCAGAGAUUGCGGCCUUGA
Messenger RNA from Exophiala dermatitidis NIH/UT8656, 1656 nucleotides. Its product is annotated as aspartyl-tRNA synthetase. The transcript is spliced from 2 exons. Bases 1 to 1656 code for a protein of 551 amino acids. The record is from RefSeq and is a predicted model, not a curated record. NCBI's taxonomy places the organism in Eukaryota, Fungi, Ascomycota, Eurotiomycetes, Chaetothyriales, Herpotrichiellaceae. Gene Ontology annotation, cellular component: cytoplasm; aminoacyl-tRNA synthetase multienzyme complex; cytosol. Gene Ontology annotation, molecular function: RNA binding; ATP binding; aspartate-tRNA ligase activity. Gene Ontology annotation, biological process: aspartyl-tRNA aminoacylation.